Messenger RNA from Cladocopium goreaui, 5106 nucleotides. The record is from the annotation of a GenBank genome assembly. Lineage: Eukaryota; Dinophyceae; Suessiales; Symbiodiniaceae.
AUGGCUUUUCAACCGCCCCCUCGGCAGGCUGUAGAUGCUGGUUUUGUUGAAACCAUCCGUCACCUGCUGGGCGCAGAUAACAACGCUCGAAAUCAGGCAGAACAACGCUAUGACGCUGCCAAGAGGAGUGAACCUGUGCAGCUGGUGGCAUCACUUGUCCAGGUGCUGACGCAGACUGACCUGGAGCUUCCGGUCCAUGACUCAGAACCGCUGAAUCCACGAAGGGCAGAGGUGUCAGCCAUCGAUGAGGUUAGGGAGCAGUGUGCAGUCCUGCUACGGCAGUGUUGCGGCAAGGUGAAGGAACCUGAGUCCACCUGGCAGAAGCUGGGAACGCACCAGGCGCAGCUGCGAGGGCAGUUGCUUCAGAUCCUGGAGGCGGAGCCAAACCAGCAGCUCAGGAGAAAGGUGUCUGAUUGCGUCCAAAGCUUGGCCAACCAGAUUGUGGAGAUUGAGGAAGGCCAGAAUCCUACGAAUCUUAAGGAGUGGCCAGAGCUGAUGCCUUGCCUCUUUCGAAUCAUUUGCGAUGGUAGCAAGGACAGCACCCUUCGAGCAGACUGCUUGUGGAUAGUCAAGGAGCUGACAUGUUCUGUGUGGCAGAUGCUCCUAGUCAAUUCCUCGCAGACUUUCCAGGUCUUGCAGACCUGUUUGGCAGAUCCAGCCCAGACUGUCAAGGCUGAAGCUGCCGCACUGCUGUGCUCCUUUGUGGAUGACAUUCCCAGCAAGGAGGGCAGGAAACCUUUUCAGCCGCUGAUUCCUGAAGUCACCAGUGUCAUGGCCCAGUUGGCAUCGAAUCCAGAGCCGAAGGAACUGAACACAGUCCUCCAAGCUUUGCAAUCAACAACAGAGACGGCCGAUUUCUUCAAGCAGCACAUUGCAUCCCAUUUGAUUCCUGUGCUGGAAAACAUUGCGAUGAAUCAUCCAGAUGAGUCGGCAAGGAAGUAUGCUUUCGAGGUGAUUGUCUCCUUCAUGGAGAGCAAACCCAAAAUGAUGCUGAAGGUCCCCGACUACAUCCAGAAGGCCCUGAGUCUGUGCGUGACCUUCAUGAUGCAGCUCAACGAGGACAUGGCCACCUGGAUGCAGCAGGAUGAUGAGGAUGAUGAGGAUGAAGAGUUCUUCAACAUUGGGAAGGAGUCGGUUGAUCGAAUAAGUCGAUGUGCCGCGAAGGUAGAAGCCUUUCCCCUCUUGCUUGAGGGCAUGAAACAGGCUGUCAGCAAACUCUUCCAAAGUGGCGAAUGGAAGCAGGUCGUUGCGGGAAUCUCCACCCUCAGCAUGAUCGCUGAGUACGUGGAUGAUGAGGCCACAGUUUCGCAGAUGACGAAUGGCAUCAAGAUGCAGCUGGCGGCCACGAAUGCGUCCUGCUCUCAGAUUCAACUGGCCUUCUGCGGGGCGAGGCAAGCUGUUCGGCAUCCAGCUGUUCGCCUCCAAGCCGAGGCGAAACAGGGCUCAAAGAGUCCUGUAAAGGAAUUGGAGGAGAAGCUGUCAAAGGCUCUUGGCAGAAAGAUCAAGAAGGGUGACAUGGUUUGGACGUACCAGGCUUCAGUGGAGUUGCCAUGUUUGAGCGAUUUCUCAUCAUCCUUGGUGGGAGGACGCGUCACCUUCGAUGCUGCCAACGCUGGUGAGUGCAAAAGGAAAGCGGCCUCCGCCGUAUUGGAAGCUUUGGAUUUCGAGAAAUUGGCAGAAGAAGCAGGAGCAGCUGGAGCAGCAGCAGCUGGAGCAGCCCCAAAAGAGGCCAAGAAGCCAAAGAAAGAUGGAGGUGUUCUGAAAGACUUGGAGAUUGGCCAACAGCUGAACACGAAGGUUGUCCGCAAGACACGAAAUGGUUUGCGCUUGGAUUGGAAGGGCAAGGAGGUUACGUUGCCAGCUUCAGAGGUGAGCGACACCUUCCCUGUGAACGUGCCACAAAAUGGUCAAAAAGUCAAAGUUCGAGUCCUGUCAAAGGAGAAGGGCACCGUUGUGACAAUGCGCGAGGGCAGCUUGGAACGACCAGAGAAAGAGAACGUCCAGGUGGACCUAUCCGCCCUGGAGGGUCUCGACAGAGCUACCAAGCUAGAGGCAGAGGUUCUUGGCUUCACAUGGCAAGAUGCAGCAGUGAAGGUAGUGGGUGCUGAUGGCAAAGUCACCUUGGCGCAGCUGCCGCGCAAACAGUUCACAGAGGGCGCAGAGAAGGAGUUGGCAAUUGGGAGCAAGAUUCAAGUCCGGAAGAAGUACCUGACGAAAGAUCGUGCUUUGGUAAGUAUGAAAGAUCCUCCAUCGAGAAAGAUCGAAGAUUUGGUGCCAGGGGAAGAGUUAAGCGGGACUGUGGAGAGCCUCCUCUUCAGCAAUAAUUAUGAAAAACCUGCGGCCUUUUUGGACGUAGGAUUUGAUCGGCCAGCAUACCUGGAUUGGCAAGAGGCGAGCGACACCUAUCCGAGAAAAGCCUUCAGGCGUUUGAAGGUGGGAAAGCCUGUGACUGGCCGAGUAUUGAGAGUUCAGGAUGACCGAAUCUAUGUGACUUGCCGAUCAGGCGACUUGUAUCGCCCAACCUUCUCAGAGGCACCUCCACAGGCACUUCAAGAGAUUGUGGACAAGUUCAGCAAUUUACCGAAGGAUGAGUAUUUGGACGCCCGAGUCCUGAGGCUUUUCCCAAGGCAUGCCGUGGUGACGGUGAAAAUGCCGGAUGGAACAGAAGCGGAAGGUUACAUUCCGGCAAGUUACUACACUCGGUCUUUUGAAGAAUCAGGAGCUCCGAACGAUCAAAUCAAGGUACGAUUGUUGCCAGAGCAGCCGAAGGCAAGGGGAAGGCGCUCUCGAGUAAUGCUGACUCUCAAGGAUGGCAAGAAAGACGCAGAAGAGAAACAAGAUGCUUCUGAAGCGACGGUGAAAGAGGAGGUUGCAGAGGCCGCAAAGGAGCCAGAGACAGCACCUACUGAGCCGGAGAAAACGGAGACCCCAAAGGACGAUGGACCUUUGAAGGGCCUAUCAGACUUUCUCAUGCGAUGCUCCAUUGACCCUCAAGCAAAUGCCUGUGAUCACUUGCAUUCGAGUCUUGUGGAUGACGCCGAUUGGACCGAGCUGAACCUACAUGGUGAGUCUAUCAAGGCCUUCCAGCACUUCGGCGAGUCUGUGGAACGAGAGGAUUUGGAACCGUUCAUCCAGCCGCUGAUGGAGAAGUUGGGUAACAAGAUGCAGAGCAGUGACGUCAAGCUGCAGAAGAAGGCUAUCACCUUCAUCGCGGUCAUUGCUGGCCAGGUCGACGAUGCCUUCGCACCGUACUAUGGGCACUUGAUGCCUGUGUUGAAGCAGGUCAUCCAGAAUACCCUUCAUAAGACAGAGGACUGCAGUUUGGGGGUGUGGGUUGUGAUGGCGUAUGAGAAGAACUGGGAUGAAGAUCUGACUUCAUCGAGGGCAGGUCUUGUUGAAGAGCGUCAGCUACUUGGGAAAUGCUUCGAGUGCAUCUCCCUUUUGGCCCGUGCUGUAGGGCGCAGCGGCUUUCGAGCUGAUGCAGAGCAAAUCAUGCAGGCGAUGAUUGAAGCAACCAAGAUUCCAAACUUGCCCAACAAUGAUCCGGUGAAGGAGUACAUGAUGGCUGCAUCUGAGCGGAUUUGUGCAACUCUGAAAGAAGACUUCCUUCCUUUCGUGAGUCACAUUUUGCCUGGAGUUCUGGAGAAGUUCACCUUGGCUCCGCGGGAGUUUGCGAAUCAAGAUGAGAUCAACGACGAUGAUGAAGUCAAUCUGACAAUGAUUCGGGAGAACGGAAGGAUGAAGGUCAUGAUCAUGUACUCCUCAGAGAUUCAGGAUCUAAAAGGAGCAUUGGAAUGUGUGCACACGUUUGUGGAGGAGCUGGCGGCCGCUUAUGCGCCUUUUGUGGCGCAGACAGCUCAGGCGCUACUUCCAGUCUUUGACUUCUGCAUGGAGGAUGGCAUCAGGGACCUCGCAUUCGAAACCUGGGGGCAGCUUUGCCGCAGCGCCAGAGCUGGUGGGCAGGAGCAAGUGGUCAGGGAACUGGUCAUGGAAUUCCUGAAGCGGGUCAGUCCCAAAUUUGAGGCUGAGAAGGUGGACCUGGCCGAGCUGAAGACCAGUGCAGAGGGUGUCACCGCCUGUUUGAGGGAAGCCGGCCCAAACAUCCUGCAUGCUGAGCAGCUUGGACAUAUUUGCCGCAGCACCCUGGCCGUCACAGCGGAAUCCUUCAAGCGCCGAGCCGAAGCCGCCAAGGGACGUCCAAGUCACCACGACGAGGACGGUGACGAGCACGAAGACGACGAUGAGGAAGAUGAGCAGGCCGUGAGGCAAGCCAUGUGCGACGUGGCCGGGCCACUGAUGCAGCACCAUGCGGACCUUUUCGUCAAGGAGAGUUUUCCAGACUACCUCAAUCUGGUGCUUCAGUGCCUGCAGCCACAAGCUGUGAAGGAGGACCGAAAACUCGCCCUGAUGGUGAUAUGUGACAUCCUGGAGCAUUUGGGACAAAGAGUCACAUCUUUCUGGCCUCAGUUUGUGCCGAAGCUCGUUGAGGACAUCCACAACCCAGAUCCUCACUUGCGGCAGGUAGCGUGCUACGGCGCCUUCUUGGCGGCGAAGGUACCUGACUUCGCUCCCUUGGCCUUGGAGGUGGCCAAUGGCCUCUCCCAGGUAGUGACACAGUCCAGGCAGAGGAGCAAAAAGAAGUCGGAAAAAAUCGCCCAGGCUUGUGCCGACAAUGCGCUGUCAGCAAUUAUUGAGAUCCUCACAGUUCAUUCGCAAGCUGUGGCAUCAAUAAAGGCCCAGCUUUGGCAGGUUUGGCUCGGCGGAUUGCCGUGUCAAGAGGAUGACAGUGAAGGCGAGCGAAAUCACAAGAAGCUGCUGGAACUCAUUCAGCAGGAGAAGCCAGAAGUAGUUGGCGAAGGAGGCCAAAACGUCCCAAAGCUAUUCGGGGUCCUCGUGGAUGUGUACAAAACCGACAUGACCGAUGAGGAGACUUCGAAGGGCAUUGGCCUUUUUGCCCUAAGGCUUGGUGAGUCCAAGCUGGAAGGAUUUGCUGCACAGUUCAGCAGUGGAGCCAAGAAAGACGGAGGUAGCAUGGGUGGAGCGACGCUUUAUAAUUUUAUGAUACUUUAUGGCAUGAUCCAUAUCAUACACAAUGAAUCACAAUGA